Molecule: messenger RNA, 1485 nt
Organism: Brettanomyces bruxellensis
Lineage: Eukaryota; Fungi; Ascomycota; Pichiomycetes; Pichiales; Pichiaceae
Exons: 1
Coding region: 1-1485 (494 amino acids)
Biological process (GO): regulation of transcription by RNA polymerase II
Cellular component (GO): SAGA complex
Molecular function (GO): transcription coactivator activity
Source: RefSeq, a predicted model, not a curated record
AUGUCAGUGGCUACACAGCCAACUCUCAGAGGCAAAAGUGACCUACAGGAAAAACCCUCUGAUGUUACAAAUGGCUCUUUGUCUAAGGCUGCUGAACCUGAACCUGAACCCGACACUCGAGACCAAAUGAGCAGGGUCGACAUAGAUGGACUUGUUAUGAAAUUUCAGAAAAAACUAGGGAAAAGGUGGGAUGACUAUCAGAUGGUAGUUUCACUUUUUCUUGUAGGAAAGCUUUCUAGAGAAGAAUUGAUGGCAAAACUUGAAGAGACUCUUGAUAGUACAACAAUCCGAUUUCAUAAUCAACUUCUUCUUGCUAACCUUGCGAACUGUCUUAGGGCAGAACCAUCUGAUGGGAUGUCAAGUGCAAGAUUUGGAAGUCAAACACAACAAAGCAAAAAAAGAAAAACAGGUCGAUCAUCACAAUAUGAUAUGUUGAAGAGAAAUAUUCUUUCGCUUCCUAUAAGAGAAAGAAGACGGCUAAAAAGCAUUGUACGAGAAUCCGGUAAAAGGGGAAUGACAAAUUCAACAUUAGCUCUUACCCGUCAGGCUAUUCUUCCAAAGAUUCCUAUGAAAGCCCCCAAAGGAGCUGAAGUUCAAUCGAAGGAAACUAUUGCUGCAACAUUGGAGCAGACAAGUAAGUGGUCUAAAGAUGUUUCACGUGCAAUUAAAGCACCGCUUUGUUCUGAAAGUUUUGAACUUCCUGAUAUAGAAUCAUUACAAACACGCAUGCUAGGUAUUGCAAGGGAGCAUGGCCUAGAGGGUAGUGUGAGUCCACGUGCCGCACAAUUUCUUUUGGUUGGACUUGAAUAUCAUUUAAAAUCACUCAUUGAGAGGUCACUUGCCAAAGUGAAAAGAAAUAAAAAUGGCUCAAAACGUCAGCGUGUUACUCUUACUGUUGAAGAUAUGUAUGAUACACUAUCACAGGUGCCACAUUCAGUAGAUAACAGUGGGUCUCUCUAUUAUUUAAACGAUGCAUUAUUAAAGAAUGAUGAUGAUGCCUCUGUGAUUCAUCUUCAGAGGCAACCGUUGGCAAAAAAAAUGCCGCAUAGUUUUGACACCCAGACAGAUAUCAUGAAACUUCAAGAGAAAGAUAAAUCAUUCAAGGCAAAUGACAGGUCCAACCAUAUGAAUCUUGCUAUUAGCGAAGAGAAUCCAAAAGGUGAUACAAAUACGGAGAAUGCCUCAGAAGAGCACAAAAAUAUGCAAGGCAAAAAGACGGAAUCUCAAGGAUCACAAACAUUUGUUAGGCCAUCAUUCUCGAAAGAAAGUACGGAUCACCAUAUGAAAUUUUCGAAAAGCAUCAUUAACCGUAAAUUUCAUGUCAGUGAAUAUUCACCCAUUAGUUUUGUAUUGAAGCCAAAAGGGCUGGGGGUCAGGAAAAAUGAAGAAAAGCAAGCAGGCAGGCCCAACUUAGUACUUCAUGAUCCAAGCAUCGGCAGUCCUAAUGACCUUAAUUGGGUCAUUAAUGAGCUUUUGUCAGAGUAA